AUGUCGUACAAGCCUCACCCCCUACGUCAGUCAUAUACUGUUGACUACACAACUGCCGGCUCUGUCAAUCGUCAACUAUCCACCACAUCUUCUGCUUCUUCUGGCUAUUCCAGCAAUUCUUUCAAUUCAGAUUCCUAUGACUUCGGCCCACCCAGCGCAACCUCUUCAGUGACUUCGAAUGGGUACGGCGCAUCAACAUUGGCGCAUAAACGUGGUAAAAGUGAAGCUGUAAUUCGUCAGCCCCCUCCUCCUCCUCGACGAUCGAGUGUAUAUGAUGAACCCAAGGCGAAUUCCGAAAAUAUGUACAACUUGGCCCGGCAAUCUUUACGUCCCCUCCCCCCGCCACCUGCUUCGGGACCAGCCCCAGACAAAACGCCACCACGUCGCGAACGCCAUGACCGUGACCGCGGACAGAGCCUUGAUAUAGGCAGACUUUCUAUUUCUGAAGAGAGAACUUCUCCUUCUCCUUCUCCUACUCCUACGAGUCCUCUGAGCAAAUCUCCAAAUGCCCGGCCUACCUCGAUGGUGCUCACACGAUCCGAUUCCUUUCGCCCAAGUGCAUCCAGUCCCACUCUGAUCUCUCCCCACGCUAUGGUCCAUCAUCCCACCCUUGCUGCCCCUGACUUACAGCAGAUGGGUCGCUCUUCCACCAACCAACUGCGCACUUUAUCCAAGUUGGCUCAAGAUAGCUCAGCCGAGGAGUUUGCCAUCACUUCCCCAGCCCAAGAGGUGGUUGGUCUACGUGGUCGACGGAGAUUACAACGAGCGGGCAAUGCGACUGGCUCUAGGAAUGGCCAGCGCGGCGAUCGCUAUGGCUUUGAAGGACGGAAUUGGAUGGACAAACAGAGACAAUUUCUCCAGGCGUACGAGUAUCUAUGUCACAUUGGUGAAGCCAAGGAAUGGAUCGAAGAUGUCAUUCAUCAGCAGAUCCCGCCGAUUGUUGAACUAGAAGAGGCGCUGAGAGACGGCGUUACUCUAGCCGAGGUGGUGGAGGCCUUAAAUCCAAGUCGACGACCUCGAAUCUUCCGAAAUCCACGACUCCAAGCCCGCCACUGGGAUAACGUUGCUACUUUCUUCAGAUACCUGGACCAAGUCGAGCUGCCUGAUCUCUUCCGAUUCGAGCUUAUUGAUCUCUACGAGAAGAAGAACAUUCCCAAGGUUAUAUACUGCAUACAUGCGCUGAGCUGGCUUCUAUUCCGGAAAGGCAUAGUAGACUUCAGGAUAGGCAAUCUAGUUGGACAGUUAGAGUUUGAGCACCACGAACUCGAAGCUAUGCAGAAGGGGUUGGAUAAGCUUGGCAUCAACAUGCCCACCUUCGGAAACAUGGGUGCCGAUUUUGGCGUGGAACCGGAACCUGAACCUGAGGAGACCGAAGAGGAACGGAUUGAUCGUGAGCUGUCCGAGAACGAAGCCGCUGUCCUCGAGCUUCAAGCUCAGAUGCGAGGCGCUAUACUCCGAAUGAAACUUGGCAACAUCAUGCAGCAUCUUUGGGACUCGGAGGAUUGGCUCGUCGAUCUCCAGGCGCGCAUUCGCGGAGAUUUCACUCGUCAAGUUAUGGGUUAUAGACUUGAGAUGCGAAAGUUCGCCGUCAACCUCCAGAGCGCCGCCCGCGGAUUUUUGGUCCGAAGUAGGAUGGCAAAUAGGGAGAAUUUCUGGAAGAGCAAGGAGAAAGAUAUCACAAAACUCCAGAGUUUAAUACGGGCUAUGAAAGCCCGUGACGAGGUACGAGAAACUCGAUCUCAGUUAUCACGAGCGGAUGGACCUGUGCGAAGUAUUCAGGCUGUGUUCCGAGGCUAUCUGGCGCGCGAAAAAUUCAAUGUCCAGCAGCAGGAGACUAGUCGCAUGACUGGUCCCGUAUUGGAGCUUCAGUCCGCGAUACGAGGCAUGCUGGCAAGAGAAAGAGUUGGACAAGACCUUCACCUCCUUGGAGAGGAGGCCGAGGCGAUUACGGGCUUACAGGCUGCUGCCAGGGCCAUGCUAACAAGAAACCAGAUUCAUCAGCAACAAGAGGCGCUCGCAAGCUUCGGACCCAAGUGGGAGUCAAUUCAAGCAUUCUGCCGUGGAAAUUUGCUACGACAGAACGUUCAAACAACCAAAGCUGAGCUCGCGCAACAUACCCCCGACAUCGGGACAUUACAAUCUCAUAUCCGAGCUGCAGCUGUACGUCGGGAUAUCACCGACAAGCUUGAUGCUUUGAAUGAAAAUGAACCUUCAAUAAUCGAACUUCAGUCGCUAGUCCGAGGUAUGCUUGAACGACAACGCAUCGCUACCGAUCUUGACUCUCUAGAAAGCAACACGGCAAGCAUUGUAGAUCUCCAGGCCAAGAUUCGUGGUUAUCUAUCCAGGGAACAACACUGUUUGCUCCUUGACGAGCUUAAGUCCCACGAAAAUGAAGUUAUCGAACUGCAGGCGCUCGCUCGGGCCAUGCUCCUCCGUAACGAUGUGGGCAUGUUGCUAGGUGAACUCGACGAGUAUGAAGAGUCUGUAGUUGAGCUGCAAGCCUUCGCUAGAGGUUUUAUCGUCCGACAGAAAUUCGCAGAGAAGAAGAGGCAUUUCGAAGAAAAUAUGCAGAAGGUGGUCAAGAUCCAAAGUUUCGUCCGCGGCAAGCUUCAGGGUGAAGCAUACAAAAGUCUCACGACUGGAAAAAACCCUCCUGUUGGAGCUGUGAAGAACUUUGUCCAUUUGCUCAACGAUAGCGACUUCGACUUCAAUGAGGAGGUCGAGUUUGAGAGAUUACGAAAGACGGUUGUCCAGCAAGUCAGGCAGAAUGAAAUGCUUGAGCAGUACAUUGAUCAAUUGGAUAUCAAGAUUGCUCUUCUGGUGAAGAACAAGAUUACACUUGAUGAAGUCGUCCGGCAUCAGAAUACCUUCGGCGGACACACUAGCAAUCUUUUAGCCAAUGCUUCUAUUGCAUCCGCCAACCAGUUCGAUUUGAAGGCCUUAAACAAGAGCUCGAGAAAGAAGUUAGAAUCCUACCAACAACUAUUCUUCAACCUUCAAACCCAACCACAGUAUCUAGCACGACUCUUCAGAAGAUUCCGAGAAUUGGGUACAGCCGAAAAGGAAUGCAAGCGCAUCGAGCUUCUUAUGAUGGGGCUCUUUGGGUAUGCACAAAAGAGAAGAGAAGAAUACUACUUGCUGAAGCUCAUCACAAGGUCGAUACGAGAAGAGGUUGAUGCUUGCACUUCUAUCCAAGAGUAUCUUCGUGGUAACUUUUUCUGGUCCAAGCUUCUGGGCCACUAUUCUCGAUCGCCACGAGAUAGGAAGUAUCUUCGGGAUCUACUUGGCCCAUUAAUACGGGACAACAUCAUCGAGGAUCCAGCCUUAGAUCUAGAGAGCGACCCAAUGCAAAUCUACCGAUCUGCUAUAAAUAACGAAGAGCUUCGCACUGGACACCCAAGCCGGAGACCACUCGACAUUUCCCGAGAUCUGGCGAUAAAAGACCCGGAGACACGCGAAUUAUUCAUCGACCAUCUCAGAGACCUCAGAGAGAUCUCGGACCAGUUCUUCCUCGCUUUAGAAGACUUGCUACCCCGGAUGCCCUACGGUCUACGGUUUAUCUGCCAACAAAUGUUUGAGGCGCUAUGCCAACGUUUCCAGCGUGAGCCUCAGCACCACAUCCUCCAAAUCGUCGGAAACUGGGUCUGGCGGUUCUAUCUCCAGCCAGCAUUAGUCAAUCCCGAACAGGUGGGUGUCAUUGAGAAGACUCUGAGCCCUCUCCAAAAGCGCAACCUAGGCGAGGUCGCCAAGGUUCUCGGUCAAAUCUCGUCCGGACGUCCGUUCGGCGGCGAGAACAUCUACUUACAACCUCUCAAUGCCUUCGUAGCGGACUCGAUGGAGCGACUUAACCAUAUUACAACUAACCUGAUCUCCGUUGCCGAUGCUGAGAGCACGUUCGACAUUGAUGAAUUCAACGACCUCUACGCCAAGAACAGGCCGACUCUUUACAUCAAGAUGACGGAUAUCUUCGCCAUCCAUUCCCUUGUCGUAAACGAGAUGUCUUCGGUCUGCCCUAACCGCGAUGACGUACUUCGCGAGAUCUUACAAGAUCUAGGAAGCGCGAAGAGCAACGAGAAUGAAAUGAACGCAGCUAGCUCGUCCGAUAUACAGAUGUUCCUCACCCCGAAGCUUCAUGAUGUCGAAGAUCCGGAAGCCGACGUCAAAGCUCUAUUUAUGGAGACCAAGCGCUGCAUCUUGUACAUUAUUCGUGUACAGACGGGCGCCGAUCUUCUUCAAAUUCUCGUCCGCCCACCCACCCAAGAAGACGAGAUAAAAUGGCAAACGCUUCUACGAGACGACUUUUCAUCUAGCAACAAUACGAAGGGAGCGUACUCGGACGUGAACAUGGUCGACGUAACACGGAUGUCAUACUACGACAUGAAGCGCAAUGCUCUGGAGAAUAUCAUGCACCUGGAACAUAUGGGGCGGAUUACGAAGAAGAAUUACUACCAGGACAUCUUGAACGCUAUCGCACUCGACAUCCGCACAAAGAGCCGCCGUAGGAUACAACGGCAGCGAGAGUUGGAAGGGGUGCGACUGACCCUCGGAAAUCUGCACGAGAAGGCCAAGUACCUGGAACAGCAGCGCAAGAGCUACGACGACUACAUCGAGCAGGCUAUGGCUACGCUGCAGAAGAACAAAGGGAAAAAGCGAUUCCUUCUCCCGUUUACCAAGCAAUACAACCACCAGCGAGAGCUUGAGCGUUCCGGCCGAGUUCCCAAGUUUGGCUCGUACAAGUACAGCGUGCGGGCUCUCGCGGAGAAGGGUGUCGUUGUGGCAUGGCAAGGCGUGUCGGAGCGGGAUUGGAGCAAUAUCAACCUCACGAUCUCGUGUGACGAGGUGGGCGUGUUCAACAUGGAAGGCAGCCGCGGGCACAUCCAGAUUCCGGGUGCGAGCGCCCUUAUACCGAUCGAGGAUCUUCUACAAGCGCAGUUCGAGUCGCACCAGUUCAUGAACGUGUUCGAGGGCAACUUGAAACUCAACGUCAACCUUCUGCUGCACCUGCUGUACAAGAAGUUCUACCGGACCCAAUAA
Annulohypoxylon maeteangense is the source of this 5034-nucleotide messenger RNA. RefSeq lists its product as uncharacterized. The transcript is spliced from 2 exons. NCBI's taxonomy places the organism in Eukaryota, Fungi, Ascomycota, Sordariomycetes, Xylariales, Hypoxylaceae. The coding region runs from base 1 to 5034 and encodes 1677 amino acids. The record is from RefSeq and is a predicted model, not a curated record. Gene Ontology annotation, cellular component: cytoplasm. Gene Ontology annotation, biological process: regulation of GTPase activity; regulation of actin cytoskeleton organization. Gene Ontology annotation, molecular function: calmodulin binding; GTPase activator activity; actin filament binding.